Neoarius graeffei (lesser salmon catfish) is the source of this 1271-nucleotide messenger RNA. Its product is annotated as ecto-ADP-ribosyltransferase 5-like. NCBI's taxonomy places the organism in Eukaryota, Metazoa, Chordata, Actinopteri, Siluriformes, Ariidae. The coding region runs from base 109 to 1071 and encodes 320 amino acids. The transcript is spliced from 3 exons. The record is from RefSeq and is a predicted model, not a curated record. Gene Ontology annotation, molecular function: NAD+ poly-ADP-ribosyltransferase activity; NAD+-protein-arginine ADP-ribosyltransferase activity.
UUAGGCCAUAUAGGUUAAUAAACAAAUAAUCUUAUAGUUAUUACCUGUAGGCAAGAAGAUUGAAGGAAUCCCUGCGGUGAUUGUUUGAGCUCCUCCACGUUAUCCAAGAUGCUGAUCAGAAAAGGAACCUGGAGUCUUUAUCUUCCGAUUAAAGAACCCCCAAAGCCGUCAAAAUGGUUACCAAUCAACAAAGUUGUGAAGAUCAUCAUCAGUGCCAGUGCACUCAUCAUGAUUUCAGUUGUUUGCUGCACAGUGUACCUGAAUUGGACACCGGAUUCUGUCAUCAAACUGGACAUGGCACGGGAUCCUGUCAUCAAACUGGACAUGGCACGGGAUCCUGUCAUCAAACUGGACGUGGCACCAGAUCCUGUCAUCAAACUGGACGAGGCACCGGAUUCUGUCAUCAAACUGGACAUGGCACGGGAUCCUGUCAUCAAACUGGACAUGGCACCGGAUUCUGUUGAUGACCAAUUUAUAGGCUGCGAGAACAAAACGUACAACCUGAUUAGAGCCAAGAUUCUACCGCAAGAGUUAAACUCGAAUAAAAAGUUUAAAGAAGUUUGGGAAAAUUACCCAAAUGCUCCUGAUAAUUUCACACGAAUAAUAAAAGUCUACACAAAUAACAGUGAUCUUUAUUCAUGGCUCAAUAGUAAUGUGAGCUCAGGCAGAAAUACUUAUAAAAGUAAUUUCCGCUAUAAAGCCUUUCAUUUCUUGCUGACACGUGCCAUACAAAUGCGCAAAGGAAAUAAGUGUACUAAUGUUUUCCGUAGAACCAGCGUUCAUUUUGAGAAAAAGGUUCUUGGCCAUGAAAUGCGAUUUGGUAGGUUUGCAUCGACUUCACUUAAAAACUUAUAUAAAUUUGGCAACAUCUCCUGUUUUAAAAUUAAGACAUGCUUUGGUGCAGAUAUAUCCAAAAUUUCUGUGUUCCCGGAUGAAAAAGAGGUUCUAGUCCCACCAUAUGAAAAAUUCAAAAUCACAAAUAUUACAAAAAAUCAGAUGAACUGUAAUGUCCUUUACACUCUUGAGAGCACUGGCGAGUGUAGUAACAUGAACUGUGAGCUGGUGAAAUAAAAUAAAUGUAUCUGUCGAAGUAAAUUAUGGAUAGUAAUUGUGUUGAUAUUAUUAUAGUUGUAGCACCACUGCUAACAUGGCUGCGUAGUUCAGUAGAUGAUGUAAUAUUUUCUAAGACCGUAUUGUUGUCAAAUGCAUUUUUUUUUUGUCAUUGCAUUAUAACAUUGCUCAAAAUAAUCACAUUAUUGUUUGAGCGGAAU